Molecule: messenger RNA, 820 nt
Organism: Mangifera indica (mango)
Lineage: Eukaryota; Viridiplantae; Streptophyta; Magnoliopsida; Sapindales; Anacardiaceae
Product: transcription factor TGA1-like
Exons: 4
Coding region: 130-534 (134 amino acids)
Biological process (GO): regulation of DNA-templated transcription
Molecular function (GO): DNA-binding transcription factor activity
Source: RefSeq, a predicted model, not a curated record
CAUAGGUAGACUAACGCUGAUUGAUAGGCUGACAUUGAUAACAGGUUCUUGUUCUUCAUCUUGACACCUUGACUGAUUCACAAUACAUGGAAGUGAAUAAUCUAAGACAGUCAUGUCAGCAAGCGGAAGAUGCUUUCACUCAAGGCAUGGAGAAACUGCACUCUGACUCUUGCUGAAACUGUUGCUGCUUGUCAACUGGUAGAAGGAGGUUACAUCCCAAGGAUGCCUACUGAAAUGGAGAAGUUGGAAGCUUUAGUCAGCUUUGUGAACCAGCUAAUGGAGCUGCAUCCAAUCAUAAGUUCGAAGGGCAUGAACUCUUCAUCCACCCAAUUUGUCACCCCAAGUAGGUUUGGAAUUUAUGAGCCCAUUCACCAACUUGGCACAUGGGGGGAAAACUUUAAAAGUAAUGGCAAUCCAAAUACAUCGACGCCUAUCAUCAUGGAGGUGGAUACAAAACUAGACACUCAGAUACAAAGGCGUCUCGCACAAAACUGUGAAGCUGCUCGUAAAAGCCGAUUGCGGAAAAAGGUAUAAGAUUACGCAGGCUCACGAGGACAGGUUGCCCAGAUUGAACUCAAAGCUCUAAGACGUUGGAAGUACUCUGCUAGUGCAAGUAAGCCUUGAGCUGCCUGGCGAGUUGUUAGGAUACGAGACAUCUGCUGUAGUGUUUCUUGGCGAAGAUGAUCAGCCUGUUCAGGCAAGAGCUUAAGAAGUUGGUAACAUGUCAGGAUGUUCCAAGUAAAAACUAACAUAGACCAGAUUGUAUGAACCCAAAAUUUAAAGAACCAUGUUAUGCUAAGAUACAUAUUAGACUCUGCAA